UGAGUGUGCCCAGGCAUGAAGGAGCCGGCCCUCCUGGCCGGCAGGCAGGUCGGGCGUUGCUCAGAGAUAAGCCAACCCCUGGCAGUGGGUGAUGAGCCCUGUGAAGGUUGCUCCGGACAGCAGUAAACCACCUCCUUGGAGCAGCUACUCCUGGCUGCGGGCCUCACAGCAGUGCCAGGAACGGGUGCUUUCCAGAGGUGCCAGGAGCCCUGCUCCUCCUGGGCGGUGUGGCCCUGACAUCAGGAAGGGCUCGGGUGUCAGCUGCUCCCCGCCCUCCCCUCCCCCGCACGACUCAGGAUCAGGGCAGCAUGAGCCGGGCAAGACACUUGGGCAAGCUCCAGAAACGCCUGGAAGAUGUCAAGAGCCAGUGGGUCCGGCCAGCCAGGGUGGACUUCAGCGACAAUGAGAGUGCCCGGCUGGCCACAGACGCCCUCUUGGAUGGAGGUCCCGAGGCCUACUGGCAGGCGCUCAGCCAGGAAGGCGAGGUGGACUUCCUGUCCUCAGUGGAGGCCCAAUACAUCCAGGCCCAGGCCAAGGAGCCCCCCUGUGCCCUGGAGCCCCCAGGGGCGGCUGAGGCAGGCUCCAAGGGGCUCGACUCCUGCUCCCUGCAAUCAGGUACCUACUUCCCAGUGGCCUCCGAGGGCAGUGAGCCGGCCCUGCUGCACACCUGGGCCUCCGCUGAGAAGCCCUACCUGAAGGAGAAGUCCAGCGCCACCGUAUACUUCCAGACAGACAAGCACAGCAACAUCAGGGACCUCAUCCGCCGCUGUAUCACCCGGACCAGCCAGGUCCUGGCCAUCCUGAUGGACGUGUUCACGGACGUGGAGAUCUUCUGUGACAUCCUAGAGGCGGCCAACAAGCGCGGGGUGUUCGUCUGUGUGCUCCUGGACCAGGGAGGCGUGAAGCUCUUCCAGGAGAUGUGUGACAAAGCCCAGAUCUCUGACACUCACCUCAAGAACAUCUCCAUCCGGAGCGUGGAAGGAGAGGUGUACUGUGCCAAGUCAGGCAGGAAGUUCUCCGGCCAAAUCUGGGAGAAGUUCAUCAUCUCGGAUUGGAGAUACGUCCUGUGUGGAUCGUACAGCUUCACCUGGCUCUGUGGGCACGUGCACCGGAACAUCCUCUCCAAGUUCACAGGCCAGCCAGUGGAGCUGUUCGAUGAGGAGUUCCGCCACCUCUACGCCUCCUCCAAGCCCGUCAUGGGCCUCAAGUCACCCAGGCUGGCCACACCCCUGCAGCCCGGAUCAGCCCCCGUGCCCCCGCCUGGCCGCCUCAGUGACAGCAGCGGCUCCGCCAGUGACCGCACAUCCUUUGACCCCUUCAACAGCGCAUCGACAGGCAGCAACCCCCAGACCCAGAGUCUGUCCACAUCCUCGGGGCCCGGCAGCCCCCUGGCCCCAAACCCACUGCUUGCCUCCAGGUUCCAGCCCCACCACAGCUCUUGGGGGAACCUGACCCCACAGGGCCACUUCUCCUCGAGGCCCUAUGAUGGCCCGCCGGCCCUCUACAGCAACCUCAAUGCCUACAGGCCCACUCGGCUACAGCUUGAGCACGUGGGCCUGGUGCCCAGGGUGGCCCACACCUGGAGGCUCUUUCUACAGGCCUCCCCACAUUUCUGAAGAGUCCCUUCUGCCAGCUGACCUCCCUGGGGACAAGGCUGGGCAUUCUUGGAUUUUUCUGGCUCAAGGACCCCACUUCAACACUGAGUGGCUUGAACCUGCUUCCCUUUGAACUAAAGGUGCUUGGACGAAACCAUUGCCCAUAUUUGAAUGUUCCCAGGCCUGAGACGAUUUGCUUCCUGACCCCCUGGUAUGGCCCAGGCAGCACAUUCCAGAAGGUUCCAGGGAGGUGGUAGGCAGGGAGCUAGAGGACGAAAUCAUGAAAAUAGAGCAUCUUUCUUCCAAAGAGCCACCAGGGCUUUAAUAUCAACAUUUCCCAAACCUGCAAUGCGACAAGGGGCUGAUGCAACCCAGGUUUUACAUAUGGGUAAACUGAGGCACUGAGGCAGAGGGUAGGUGUGACCAAGGUCCUCCUCUGUCCCAGUGCCCAGGAAUGGCCCACUCCCCAGAGAUGCAGGAGGGAGAGAUUCAGGAGAUAGUCUGGGGACAUACUGGAUGUUUCUGGGAGGGGAUGGAAAUGCCUCCUCCCUGGAAGAGCCUAAUACUAGGGAGUCCCUGGGGCGGUGAGUUAGGGAUGGGGCCCAGAGCCUACCACUGGAAAUUAUGUGAGGUGGUUCAAAGUGUGGCCACCUGGGGUGGGGCAAACCAAGGCAUCUAGGGGAUGGAGCUGGACAAGGCCCUGUGGCAGCUCAGCUCUUUGCUUUGAAGAGCCUUGGGCUGACCUGGAGGUUCCUGGAGUCUGGGCUGGAUCCUGGGGGGCUUGAGUUGUCAGAUCUGAGGAUGGCCCUGCAGUUGCGGUUUAGGCAGCCUUGAGCAAGCAGGGAGGACCCCACAUUGACCUUGCAGCCACCAGGUGCAUCAGCUACCUCCAGUUCCAUCCCCUCCACCUGGCUUGCUGACAUCCUGAAGCAGGAAUGCCGCGCCCUCACCAGUCCCAUCGCUCUUCCAUUCUGGGAGUCAUGGCACAUCCGGUUUGUUCCUGCGGUGGCAACAGAUCCUGAGAGUAAUAGACCCUCCUAAGCCUGCUUGGGUAGAAACAAGAACACAGGAUGUUUAGGGAGCACAGAGGAGGGCCAGCCAGCCCAGUCUGGGGGCGAGGGGGUUGGGGACACUUUCCAGAGACAUGACAGUUAACCUGAGACCUAAGGAACAAGGCUGUUAUGGCUGAGGGGAGGGGUGUGAUGAGCUGUUUCGGUCCAGGAGAAGCAGGUGUAGAAGCCCCGCAAGCAUCCUCUGGUUUCUAUGCCCUGCCCCCCACCAGCUCAUCUCAGCAAAUGGCUUCCUGCUGCCCUUCUCCGGCUCAGAGGCUCUGCCUUUGCUGCAGAGGCCGGGGUG
Molecule: messenger RNA, 2951 nt
Organism: Capra hircus (goat)
Lineage: Eukaryota; Metazoa; Chordata; Mammalia; Artiodactyla; Bovidae
Gene: SACK1A
Product: family with sequence similarity 83 member A
Exons: 4
Coding region: 309-1616 (435 amino acids)
Biological process (GO): epidermal growth factor receptor signaling pathway
Source: RefSeq, a predicted model, not a curated record